Molecule: messenger RNA, 6988 nt
Organism: Physeter macrocephalus (sperm whale)
Lineage: Eukaryota; Metazoa; Chordata; Mammalia; Artiodactyla; Physeteridae
Gene: SOCS4
Product: suppressor of cytokine signaling 4
Exons: 2
Coding region: 352-1674 (440 amino acids)
Biological process (GO): intracellular signal transduction; phosphatidylinositol phosphate biosynthetic process; negative regulation of epidermal growth factor-activated receptor activity
Cellular component (GO): phosphatidylinositol 3-kinase complex
Molecular function (GO): 1-phosphatidylinositol-3-kinase regulator activity
Source: RefSeq, a predicted model, not a curated record
UGAGGAAGAAAGGGAGGGACCCGAACACGGAAGUGGUGGCAGCGCCGGCGAAGCAGGUGGAGGUGGUGACUGCGACGUCUGAGAUGAGAACCCCGCACCGAAGGGUGGGGGCUUGCAGGCAGGCAUCCGUCUUAGAGGACCUACAUGAGGUGCCGGAGUGGUUGGGUCUCCCUUCUCCAGCUUAGCGAGCACCCAGAGUGAUGGCGGUGGUGAUGGCGGCAGUUACUCGGACAGCCCCAGUUAAACUGCGCUCCGAGAGAUAUAUCCAGGAAGUGCCCAGAAGAAACAUUCUACCGGAAAAACUGAAAGAACAGUAUUUAUAACACUGGAAUUUGUGGACAGUUUGUUAAAAUGGCAGAAAAUAGUGAAAGUAAUAGUAAAAAUGUAGAUGUGAGGCCCAAAACUAGUCGGAGUCGAAGUGCUGACAGAAAGGAUGGUUAUGUAUGGAGUGGAAAGAAGUUAUCUUGGUCAAAAAAGAGUGAAAGUUGUUCAGAUGCUGAAACAGUGAGUGCUAUAGAGAAAACUGAAGUUCCUUUAAGGAGCCAAGAAAGGAAGCACAGCUGUUCAUCUAUCGAGUUGGAUUUAGAUCAUUCCUGUGGGCAUAGAUUUUUAGGCCGGUCUCUUAAACAGAAACUGCAAGAUGCUGUGGGGCAGUGUUUUCCAAUAAAGAAUUGUAGUAGUCGGCACUCUUCAGGGCUUCCGUCUAAAAGAAAAAUUCAUAUCAGUGAACUCAUGUUAGAUAAGUGUCCUUUCCCACCUCGAUCAGAUUUAGCCUUUAGGUGGCAUUUUAUUAAACGACACACUGCUCCUAUAAGUCCCAAAUCCGAUGAAUGGGUAAGCACAGACUUGUCUCAUACUGAAUUGAGGGAUGGUCAACUAAAACAACGAAGAAACAUGGAAGAGGUAAACUGCUUCUCACAUACCAGUGUUCAGCCCUGUGUCAUAACCAAUAACAAUUCUUCGGGUAGAGGUGGUCCUGGGACUGGCUCUAUAAUGAACCUGGCUUCAAAUAACAGUAUAGAAGAUAGUGAUAUGGAUUCAGAUGAUGAAAUUAUAACACUUUGCACAAGUUCCAGGAAAAGAAACAAACCCAAAUGGGAAAUUGAUGAAGAAACCCUGCAACUGGAAACACCUCCUAAGUACCAUACCCAGAUUGAUUAUGUCCACUGUCUUGUACCAGACCUCCUUCAGAUCAAUAAUAAUCCAUGUUACUGGGGCGUUAUGGAUAAAUAUGCAGCUGAAGCUCUACUAGAAGGAAAACCAGAGGGUACCUUUUUACUGCGAGAUUCAGCACAGGAAGACUAUUUAUUCUCUGUUAGUUUUAGACGCUAUAGUCGUUCUCUUCAUGCUAGAAUUGAACAGUGGAAUCACAACUUUAGCUUUGAUGCACAUGAUCCUUGUGUCUUCCAUUCUCCUGACAUUACUGGGCUCCUAGAGCAUUAUAAGGACCCGAGUGCCUGUAUGUUCUUUGAACCACUUUUAUCCACUCCUUUAAUUCGGACUUUCCCCUUUCCCCUGCAGCAUAUAUGCAGAACAGUUAUUUGUAACUGUACAACUUAUGAUGGCAUUGAUGCCCUUCCAAUUCCUUCUUCCAUGAAAUUAUAUCUGAAAGAAUAUCACUAUAAAUCAAAAGUUAGAGUACUCAGGAUUGAUGCACCAGAACAACAAUGCUAGGAAAAGGGUAGGAACACGGGAGUGAUUAUAUACAUAUUUUCAUUUAAUAUUUUAUUUUUCUUAUUAUGCCACUUUGAAUUUUUCUACAGGGGCAGUUGAAGUCCAAAAUAAACUUAUGCCCUAAAUUUUACUUCCAGAUCAGUUUAUUUUUCUUAGGAUACAAUAAUUGUUUAACAACAAUAAUUGUUUCAUAAUUGUUACACACUAGGAGUUAAUGGAUAUUUUUGACUAGGUGUUUGGUUUUUGUUUUUACCGUGUAGAUUGUAUACUUAAUUUUUUUCUUUUCUUAACUGUAAUUUGCAUAUGAUCCAGGGAUAUCUGAAGUUUGGUAGGUAUUGCAAACACAGUUAAAUAAUCUGUAUUUCAGACUUUUCUUUAAAAAUAAUCCUGUCCUUUCUUACAUAUAAAAUGCUUUGUUAACCUAUGCCAUUGGCAUUCCUAUGCAUAAGAUAUAGUUUCCCCAUCAUCCUUUUCAGUUGUUUUAAGAGUCUUCAGUAAAGCUGAAUGUGUUGUAAUUUACAAUCCAUACUAAUGUAAUUGACUUUUAUAAUUUACUAUAGGGAUGUUAAAGGUUAGCAAAAUGGCUUAAAAAUCAAACUUCAUGUGUUUUCAUUUUAAAUAUUAACUGUAAAGCAGAAUUACUAAAUUUGAUUAAUCAGGUCAGUAAGAAUCAAAUGAGGAUAUGAUAUUUUGGGGGUGAAUUUAUUCUUCUAUAAUGUGGCAUGGUCAUUUAUUAUUCCUUGAGUAGAUCUUUCUCUCAAACUUGGAAGAGUUACCAUCUUCAGAACAUAAGUAUUGUUCCUUUCUCACUGGAAGCUUUAAAAAUAAUGAUAACACUAUUAGUAACUAGUAGUUACUAAAGUAAUAAAGCAACUGAGGUUUUUCUGUAUUUACUUAUGAACUGUUGCUUCUGCUUAGCUCUGUUUUAGAAACUCUGAGCCUGUUAGUUUGGAGAGAUGCCACAGUUUAUAUAACAGCCACAAAUUUCCAUUGGUAACCAAAGAGACCUAGGUAGUUUUUCAUUAUUUUAAAUUGAGCUUGAAUAAAGAUUCAAGAAGUAAACAUGGAGCUCAGUAUUCAGGGAGCUUAAUAUUGGUUUUGAUCUUCAGGUUUCCGAUAAGUAUUCCUAUUUUCAGAACUAACAUGUCUUUAGUAUGGCUUCAAAAAAAGGGAAACAUUUUGAGAGCUACGUGGCUUAUGCCAUACUGAACAAUACUGGGCACCAGGCGUAAUAUUUUGAAUUUAACAUCCCCAGAAUGGGGAAGUAUUUUUAGAAAUGUUAUAUAAUAAGAUAGAUGGAAUGAUAGCCUACUCUUCUUUUUUAAAGAAUCAGUGAAUAAUAAAUUUCCUAGACAGUUAUUCCUUCUGGUGAGUUGUCUACCCCUUUGUACAAGUUGGCAUUUUUAAUAUCAUAGUAAUUGAUUUCUUGAUGCUAGUUUAGCUCUAGUAGGAAACUGCUUCUACCUGGAUUGAAAGAAAUUUGACUCAGAUUUCCACGUUAGAAUAGAUGUUUCUUAAGUAUCAUUGCCUUUAUGUUGAACUAGCAUUUCCCUUUCCUGCAGUUCUGCUGAUAACAUAAAGAUGGCAUUUAAAAAUAAUUGCUUUAAAAUAAAUUUUUAGCAGUUACCACAAAAUUAAACAAGAAAAUCUGUUACCAUUGUCUUCUAGCAUAUUUUUUUCUCAGUGAUCUCAAGAUUGUCUUGGUUCCAGUGAGGGUUAGCUACUAAAAUGGCACCCCUCUUAGCAGUGAUGAGGCUCAGGAUAUCAACACCAAUGUCAGGAUAAAUAUCUCUUCUAAAGAUGAUAUUUCCCUUUUACAAAAGUGGGACAGUCUCAUACUACCUCAUCUUUAUUGUGGCGCUUUUGUAGAUCACUGAGAAGCUUAUCUUAUUUACCAAUAUAGCACUUCCUAAAUGUCCAUCUUUGGUGAAAGAAAAUUAAUAGUAUGGUAAGACUCUACCCAUAAUUAUAGUUUUUUAUCAGAAUUUGAUAUUGAGACUUUCUGUUUCUAUGAAACAAUAUUGUUUUAAAUAUUUUUCUUUUAAAAAUAACUUUUUAUCAAUACAGAAAAACCUAAGGAAUGACUAGCUAAUGAAUAUUCUGUUAAAAGGUAAUUUUAUAAAGAAAAAUGAAAUAUUAUGUUGUCUUUUAUAAUGGUAAAAAUUAGUAUUUAUAUGAAAAUCAAGAUCUAAGUAGCCUUUCGUAUAUUCAAACUGGUUGCUUGUGAUAUAUUUUCUCUGGCUUUCUUAUUUUUUCAACUUCAAGGUAUUGAUAGCUAUUAACAUUUUCAAAAUACUGCCAUUUAUAUAGCCUUGAAGUAGGUGAUCUAAUAAAUGAGAGCAGGAAGGAGACAUUUACGAUGAAACGGUUUGUAUUUUUUCCUUUGGUACUUGCUACAGAAAAGAAAUCGGGAAAGUAGAAAUGUAAGAUUUGAGAAGGGAAUUGUUUACCAUGAAGGAAAAAGAAGAGUAAUAAUAAAUUUUUUUAAAGCGUGAAGGGAUUGGAAUUUAGAAAGGUUUAACCCUUUCUCAGUGACUUGUGGACACAUUUGGAAGAGCAUCCGGUAUUCAGAAACUUAACUCAAUAAAAAUGUAAUUACUGUGCUUCCCUGGUGGCGCAGUGGUUGAGAGUCCGCUUGCCAAUGCAGGUGACGCGGGUUCGUGCCCCGGUCCAGGAAGAUCCCACAUGCCGCGGAGCGGCUGGGCCCAUGAGCCAUGGCCGUCUGAGCCUGCGCGUCUGGAGCUUGUGCUCCGCAACGGGAGAGGCCACAACAGUGAAAGGCCCGCGGACCGCAAAAAAAAAAAAAAAAAAAAAAAAAAAUGUUAAUUACUGAAAUUAUGUGUAAGUAAAUGAGUAUAAGUUUUGAAAGGAACAAUGUGGGAAGAUGCAAAUAUAUCUAAGUAUAUUGGGUUGGCCAAAAAGUUCGUUCGGGUUUUCAUAUACGGAAAACACCCGAAUGAACUUUUUGGCCAACCGAAUAAAUUUUGUAACUAAGUUGGACAUGGUGAGCGUUUGAAAAGUGUAAAUUGCAGAGUUGAGAAAGCAUUCAGCAUGGUGGAAAUGUGUGGCACUUAUUGGUGAGAGAGGAUGGGGCUAAAAGAAACAAGAUAAAAUAUUAAAAUUUAAGACUUUAGGCAUUACCUCAGGGGAAAGCCUUGACAGUGAAAGGGGACUACUUGAUCACUAAUAGCUAGUCUGGACCAGACACUUAAAUGUGCUUUGGGAAUCAUCCUGCCCUAACCGGGAAAUAAACUUGACUUUUCUAUUUCUCUCUGAAGCUUUCAGGAAUACCCCCAAGCCCCCCUCUCCUUUUUUAAGCUACAGCAUCUUGAUUCAUACUAUAAUUCCUGAAACAUGCUGAAUGGAUUUUUUAGGUUCCUUGAGCAUUUUUGUAUGAAGAAUCAUAUCUGAUCUUUCUAUAACCAUGCCAUUCACUUAAAUAAUUCACAGAGGGAAUGGUUUAAUUUAAAGGAAGACCUAAUAGGAAGAAGAUUAAAGGAAGCUUUUAGUCAGUCUGUGGCUAGAUUUAUUGAUUUGGUGAUCAGACCUGUGUUCCUUCCUGAAUGUCAGCUAAUGGCAAACUGUGGUCAAAAAAAUGGCUUUCAGUUAAAAGUUUUGACUUCUUAUUGUAAAUAAUAUAAAGAAUGUCUAAGUAAUUAGAAAUCCUUUUUAAAGUAGAGCAAAUGUGGCAAAUAGGACUCAUAUCAUUAUACAAAUUACAUUUCUUUUUAUAAGAAAAACACAAACCAUUAUCAUUUAUUCAUGAGCCAAAGCCAUUAGGAAGAUAAAUCAAGUUAUCAGCUUCCUGUCUCUCUGAAGUUUGGAUCAUUUUAUAGAUCCAUGUAAUAGAGAGCUUCCUUCCUAUGAAACAGAAGCCUUGAGACCUAACUUACAAAUAUACUCUUAGUUUUCAUUAAAAAUCUUUUUUGUCACUUUUAGCUAUAAUCAGAGUCAAAUAGGUUAUAUAUUGAUUUUGGUAGAGCAAAUUUCACAGGAAGUGGACUUAAUUAUAUAACAUUCCUGGAGAUAACACAAGGGAAACAGUGUUUAAAUGUAAAAUAGAUUGUGUGUUAGGUAAUUUAAUGCCCAAAUGAAUAAAAGAUUUUAAGUCAAGCAGAUUAUUGUUUCUACUUUGGAAGAAAAUCUUUACAAUCUUAGUUUUACAUAAUCAGUUUUACAUCCAUUUUUAUUUCUAAAGAACAGAAAGCACAAGAGGUUUUUCUUUUUUAUUGGUCUACUAGAAAUGAGCAACACUACAAGAGUCUGUCUAUACUAUUCUUAACACAUUAAGAUAUUGGAGACAAAAUGGAGGUAACAUUUGGAAAUGGUUUGGCUUCUACAUAGAAAUGUAGACUAAAUAGAAUAGUAGACUAAUGGAUAUAACCCAAUGGAAAGGAAUUUAAGGCACAUGACCCCUGUUUCAAAUAAACCCAGUCUUUUUGAUUUACUUUUUAAUUUUGAAUAGAUUACUCAAUCCUAAAUCUUUCUUUACUUUCAGUUCCUAGCACAUAAAAUAUAGAUAAUGUCUCUUGACUUCCUGAAGGUUAAUUCUUCAGUUAAGAGGUGACCCUUGGAGCAUACUUGAAAAUAAUUUCUGUACAGCUGUUAAGUACUAAUGUGAUGAUAGGUUUUCAACGUAUUCCCUUAGUGGACCCUGCAGAUUCACAUUCACUUCUUUUAGCCUGUAAUAGGCUUUCUUGACUUGAUUUGACAAUAAAGAUAAUGGUACAAUUUGAAUUUAUGGUUUAGACUCUGCAAUUAGAUGAACAGUUGCAAUUUCCUCCUACCCUUAAUAAGGUUUGUGUGAAAUUGAUGUUUGCCUACGUUAUUUUAAAAGUUGAUUACAUUUGCAGGAAGUAAAGAUAAUCACUUUUGCCAUGGUUAUAAUCAAAUCUAAGCUUUCAGACUUGAGAGUGUAAAACUCAAGGAGAUUUACUUAAAUUAUGCUGACUUUGCUAGAAUUGGAUAAAUUCUGUAUAAAACAAGUACGCACUCGAUAUAUACUUGAAUAUACAGAGUUUAAGUAGUAACUUCACAAAGCUAUUAGUACUCUUAUCAGGCUUGUAUCCACCCCUUACCCAAAAAGAAGUAGAUUGUUCCCAUUUUUAUUUCUAAUCCUGAAGUUGAAUGUUUCUUCUUGGAUGUGAGUUCAAAUAAAUUGAUCUGAAUAAAUUUUCGUUUCUUAUUAAUUAAAACUUCAUAUAUAAAAUCCAAAGCCUUUGUAGUUUGCUUUAAAAACAUUGUACUGUAUGUUACCUGGCACAUUCAACUUAUAUAUGAGAAAUUUGAAAUCUGUAUUACAUAUUUUCCUUUC